AUGGCAGACAGCCUUCGUCGAUCUCACCAGUUUCAGUACCAGAAUUUAUCGGUUUGUGAAUCCAAUAGCAAAGUUUCAGAUGUAAAACGAACUUUCGAAGGUAAUGGCUGGAGAGAAGUGCUCCUUCCACUGGCAAGUCUUUUCAGAUGGGACAAGCCUUACUAUCCAGCAAUUAUUGUUGGUAUCACCACUUUUCUGUUUUCGAUUGUGUGGUACAUAGAGCUGUCUACCCUGACAACCGUAUCCCUGGCCUGUAUGAUUGCAGGAAUCUUCGACUUUAUUGUGCCUUUCAUGGGUGCUACUGUCACUGGAUACAAAACAUGGACAGAAGUUGAAGAAUCUGAAUUCAUCAGUAUCUGUGAAAAGAUUGCUUCUGCUCGUCAAAAUAUCCUGGAAGCCUGGCACAGUCUGACAGAAAUGAGGCAACAGAAUUCAAAAACAUUUUUCUUCGUUGUAAUGGGAGUUCUGACACUGACUGCCUGGGUUGGAAAUCUCAUCGACAACCUGUUCCUCACCUACAUUAUUGUAAACGGCAUUCUUCUGACCCCAGGCCUUCUUCACCAUAAGUUGACAGAUAAGUACUUGCAGCCGGUCAUGAAAAUUCUCCACAGGGUCAAAACUGGUGCACCAGAAAAGUCAAAGGUCAACUAG
This is a messenger RNA of Candidula unifasciata, 651 nucleotides long. The record is from the annotation of a GenBank genome assembly. NCBI's taxonomy places the organism in Eukaryota, Metazoa, Mollusca, Gastropoda, Stylommatophora, Geomitridae.